Messenger RNA from Pseudovirgaria hyperparasitica, 945 nucleotides. Its product is annotated as t-SNARE. The transcript is spliced from 4 exons. Gene Ontology annotation, molecular function: SNARE binding; SNAP receptor activity. Gene Ontology annotation, biological process: vesicle fusion; intracellular protein transport; exocytosis. NCBI's taxonomy places the organism in Eukaryota, Fungi, Ascomycota, Dothideomycetes, Acrospermales, Acrospermaceae. Gene Ontology annotation, cellular component: endomembrane system; SNARE complex; plasma membrane. The record is from RefSeq and is a predicted model, not a curated record. Bases 1 to 945 code for a protein of 314 amino acids.
AUGAGUCAAUACAACAGAGGAUAUAAUCAAAUGGGUGGUGGUGCCUACAAUAACGGAGCAAAUCCGUAUGCCCAGCAAGACGAUUACGAUCCGAAUGGAUACAACGGUGGAGGUUACGGCCGACAAGGAGACGUCGAAAUGCAACCGUUCAACCAGGGCUAUGCCGGCGGCGGCGGCGGCGGUAGCGAUGCCAUUUUGAACUCUUGCCGCGACAUCGACCGGGAGCUUCAGCAACUGAAUGAGCAGCUGGAUCAGCUGGAUCGCCUGUACAAGCGCGCAGCCAAUGCUCCUGAUCAGUUCGGCCGCGAAAUCGACCAGAUGAGCUCGACCAUUAUGAGUGGAUACAGAGCUUUGGUGGAUCGUGUCAAGAAGAUCAAGUCUCAACCUGAAUCUCAAACUGCAAGGAAUUCCGGUCAGGUUGGACGUAUAGACCGCAGCCUCAAGCAAACGAUCCAAAGGUAUCAGAGCAUGGAGAGAGAGUACAGAAGGGAUAUGCAGCAACAGGCAGAGCGACAGUAUCGCAUCGUAAAGCCUGAUGCUUCUCCGGAGGAAAUCCGAGAAGCGACUGAGAAUCCAGAGGCACCAAUCUUCCAACAAGCACUUAUGCAGUCUGACCGCCGCGGCCAAGCCACAUCAGUCUUAAAUAACGUCCGAGCCCGACAUGAGGAGAUCCAGAAGAUCGAGCGACAGAUGACAGAACUCGCAGAACUGUUUCAGGAUCUUGACCGAAUUGUUAUGGAGCAAGAUGAAGUGAUCCAUAAUAUCGAAACGAAAGCUGAAGAGACUGGCACCAACGUUGUUGCAGCCAAUGAGCAAAUCGAUACGGCGAUCGAUCUCGCGAAAGCUCGGCAACGGAAGAAGUGGUGGUGUGUGCUUAUCGUAGUUCUCAUCAUUAUCGCCAUUGCCAUCAUCAUUGGUGUCGUCGUUGCCGUUCUCAAGAAGUAA